Chenopodium quinoa (quinoa) is the source of this 2886-nucleotide messenger RNA. RefSeq lists its product as uncharacterized. NCBI's taxonomy places the organism in Eukaryota, Viridiplantae, Streptophyta, Magnoliopsida, Caryophyllales, Amaranthaceae. Bases 1 to 2886 code for a protein of 961 amino acids. The record is from RefSeq and is a predicted model, not a curated record. The transcript has 3 exons.
AUGGAAGGUGGAACUAAGAAUUGUUGGAUGUUUGCCAAAUGGAGCGAUGAAUAUGAACAAGGAGUCGAUGAAUAUGUCAAAAGGGCUUUUGCUAUUAAGUCUCAAGGAAAUCAAAUUUGUUGUCCCUGUCAAAUUUGUCAUUAUCGUUUUUGGCGGUGUGAAGGUGUGGUGAGAGACCAUCUAAUUUGUAAUGGUUUUGUUCCAAGAUCGGAUAAGUUAUCAGACUUAGGGUUCAAUAUCCAAAGAGAAGAAACUAUUUUGGAUAAUGAUGAAGGGUUAAUCCCAAAUAACUCUAGCGAUGACGUAGUGAGGUUGUUGCAUGAUGCACGUGAUGCUUUUAGAGAGGGGCCAAAUGAUGAGGCAAAAAAGUUUUUGAGGUUAGUUGAAGAAGGGAAAGAAGAAUUGUAUCCUGGUUCCAAAAAUCACUCAAAACUUUCCUUCAUGAUUCGACUUUUUAUUUUGAAGUGUGAUCAUAAUCUAACUAAUGCCGCAUUUGGAGAUAUAUUGGAGCUUAUAAGGGAGGUGUUGCCUGAUGCAAAGUUGCCAACUUCUUUCAAUGAAGCGAAAAGUGUUUUGAAAGUGUUGGGGUUGGAUUAUACAAAGAUUGAUGCAUGUCCAAACGAUUGCAUGAUAUAUUGGGAAGAGCAUGAAAAUGCAACAAGCUGCCAUGUUUGUAAAACACCAAGAUGGAAAUCAAAGGACAAAGAGGAUGACAUAGAAAAUGGUAAAGGAAAGACCUAUAGGAUUCCUCAAAAGAUUCUUAGGUACUUUCCGAUAAAUAAAAGGCUUCAACGACUAUUUAUGUGUCAAGAGACGGCGAGAUACAUGACUUGGCAUGCGGAUGGGCGUGAAAAUGAUCAUCUUUUACAUCAUCCAGCUGACGGUCAAGCUUGGAGGGAAUUUGAUUCCUUGUACAAAGAGUUUUCUGAUGACCCGCGCAAUGUGAGGCUAGGACUAGCCACAGAUGGCUUCAGCCCGUUCAACUCAAUGAGUAUUGUACAUAGUACUUGGCCAGUUAUGUUGAUCAAUUACAACUUGCCUCCUUGGAUGAUUAUGAAGCCUGAGUAUUUGAUGUUAGCACUACUAAUUCCGGGUCCUUCUUCCCCAGGCAAUGACCUUGACAUAUAUUUGCAACCACUAAUGAAGGACUUAAAGGAUUUGUGGGAGUUCGGACUGGAAACUUAUGAUGCUUCGAGUAACCAGAGGUUUCACAUGCAUGUAGCAUUGAUGACUACCGUGAGUGAUUUUCCUGCUUACGCGAUGUUAUCUGGUUGGAGCACAAAAGGAUACUUGGCGUGCCCUGAGUGUCAUUAUGAAUUAGAUUCUGAGUGGUUGCCUUAUAGUGCUAAGAAUGUGUAUAGGGCAAAUCGUAAAUUUCUACCUCCAUUUCACCCUUGGCGUCGUGAUAAGAGGAAUUUUGAUGAGAAAGUUGAGGAAAGACAUCAACCUACUCCAUUGAAUGGAAUUGAUGUAGCUAAUCUGUUGCGUGAUUUUCCAAAUGAAUUUGGAAAGAAGCAAAAGAAACCAAGGCGUGAUGUUGAUGAUCCGAAUCCGUGGAAAAAGAGGGUCAUUUUCUUCGAGUUACCAUAUUGGAAGCAUUGUCUUAAUCGUCACAACCUCGAUGUAAUGCAUAUUGAGAAAAAUGUGUUUGAUAGUGUCAUUGGGACAUUGUUAGACAUUUCUCAAAAGACCAAGGAUCAUGUGAGUGCUCGUCGAGAUUUGGUAGAGCUUAAUUUGAUGCCGGAGCUUCAACCAAGAGAAUUGGAAGAUAGUGGCGAAGAAUUUCCAAGAUCCCGCUUUUGGAUGUCAUUGGAGCAAAAACGUAAGUUCUGCCAAGUCUUCAAAAAUGCCAAACUUCCUCAAGGCUAUGCUUCUAAAAUUGGUCGAUGUGUACAAGUUGGGGAAAGGAAAAUUGCAGGCUACAAAAGCCACGAUGCACAUUUUAUGAUGAAUUAUUUGCUCCCAAUUGCAGUGAAGACAACAUUAUCCAAAGAUGUUGCUACUCCUUUGAUUAGACUUUGUGGUUUUUUUAAAAGUAUAUGGAGUAAAACUGUUGAUCCUCAACAUCUUGAAAAAUUGCAAUAUGAGAUAGUUGAAACAUUAUGCCUACUUGAGAGGAUUUUUCCACCUGCCUUUUUUGAUAUAAUGGUACAUCUACCUCUACACUUGGUGGGCCAAAUUAAGUUGGGUGGACCUGUAAGUUCAAGGUGUAUGUAUGGGAUUGAGAGGUAUCUUCAUGGACUGAAGCAAGAUGUUCGAAAUAAAGCUCGUCCAGAAGGCUCAAUGGCAGAAGGAUAUCUAGCUAAAGAAUGUGUUGCCUUUGUAGCUAGAUUUUUGAAUGGAUCAAACUCGGCCACACCUCAAGUUAAUGCUUGUAGUCCAUCACAAUCAUUUCUUCCUAAGGUAGUACGUCCAAUAAAAGGGAAAGGAAGGACAUCAAAGAAAAAAGACCGUGAACACAUACUUGAUCACAAUCAAUGGGUACAAGCGCAUCGUUAUGUCUUGUUCAAUUGUGACUGCGAGGAAGUUGAGAAAUAUAUAAGUGAGCACAAGGAAUUUGUAAGCGCUAGAGGAAAAAGAAAAUGGAAUAGUGUUCAAGAUCACAGCAAGGAUUUUGUGGAUUGGUUUAGGGAGAAAGUUGAUUUCAUUGUUGACGAGGGUCAAGAGAUCAUCCCUAACAAUAUCAUAUGGUUAUCAAAAGGGCCUUCUUACAUUGCUAAAAAGUAUACAUGGUACUCAGUCAAUGGUUAUAGGUUCCAUACCAUGAAGCGCGAUGCUAAUUGUGUAACUCAAAAUAGUGGAGUCACUCUAACGGCCAUGACACAUAGCUUUGCGAGUUCCAAAGAUCAAAAUCCUUUUGAGGCUAAUACGAUGAUGAGCUUGUAA